Messenger RNA from Komagataella phaffii GS115, 576 nucleotides. Its product is annotated as 60S ribosomal protein L9. NCBI's taxonomy places the organism in Eukaryota, Fungi, Ascomycota, Pichiomycetes, Pichiales, Pichiaceae. The record is from RefSeq and is a predicted model, not a curated record. Gene Ontology annotation, biological process: cytoplasmic translation. The transcript has a single exon. Gene Ontology annotation, molecular function: structural constituent of ribosome; rRNA binding. Gene Ontology annotation, cellular component: ribosome; cytosolic large ribosomal subunit. The coding region runs from base 1 to 576 and encodes 191 amino acids.
AUGAAGUACGUUUUAUCCGAGCAAGUUCUUACUGUCCCAGAAGAUGUCUCCGUGUCUAUCAAGGCCAGAGUCAUCAAAGUUACUGGACCAAGGGGUGAGCUGACCAAAGACUUGAAGCACAUCAACGUUGCCUUUGAGAAAUCUGGCGACAACGAGAUCAAGAUCAUUGUGCAUCACGGUAACAGAAAGCACGUUGCUGCUCUGAGAACUGUCAAGUCAUUAAUCUCUAACAUGAUCACUGGUGUCACCAAGGGUUACAAGUACAAGAUGAGAUUGGUUUAUGCGCAUUUCCCAAUUAAUGUCAACUUCCUCGAGAGAGAUGGUCACCAGUACGUUGAGAUCAGAAACUUCUUGGGUGAGAAGAGAGUCAGAGAGGUCAAGGUUUACGAUGGUGUCACUGCAUCCAACUCUUCUGCUUUGAAGGAUGAGCUGAUCUUUGAGGGUAACUCCAUUGAGAACGUCUCUCAAACUUGUGCUGAUGUCCAACAGAUUUGCCGUGUUAGAAACAAGGAUAUCCGUAAAUUUUUAGACGGUAUCUACGUUUCUGAGAAGGGAACUAUCGUUCAAGAAGAAUAA